Messenger RNA from Penicillium malachiteum, 1242 nucleotides. Its product is annotated as putative endo-arabinanase. The record is from RefSeq and is a predicted model, not a curated record. The coding region runs from base 1 to 1242 and encodes 413 amino acids. Gene Ontology annotation, biological process: carbohydrate metabolic process. Gene Ontology annotation, molecular function: arabinan endo-1,5-alpha-L-arabinosidase activity. NCBI's taxonomy places the organism in Eukaryota, Fungi, Ascomycota, Eurotiomycetes, Eurotiales, Aspergillaceae. The transcript is spliced from 4 exons.
AUGAUCGUCAGGAGCGACCACUUAUCACGGUCGGCUAAGCCGCCCUCUGGCCACAAUGUCAACGAUUUUCGACAAAGGUGGUCUUUACGGUAUUUUUGGCAUCUUUCAAUUCCUCGACGUUGGAUAAAGAUGCUGGUUCUCUUAGGUUUGGCAUGUCUCUUCUCGGCUGGCUUAAGCUUGAGCUUGAACCAAAACCAAGUCAGGGAUUUCGAUCAGGAUUCUGGUCUACAGCAGGAUAAUGCAGUCACUCAGUUCCCACCGCCGCGACAGACUGGUCAGCACACUCAUGAUCCUACUAUCUUAAAGGUCGGCGAUGAGUUUUAUCUGUAUAAUGUUGGUGAACAUAUCUUGAUUCAAACCGCACCCUCCAUGGCCGGCCCGUGGAAGCAUGUCGGUGCCGUGCUGGAUGCCAACAGCGUUAUUCCUAAGGGUGACCGCGCCGCUCCGUGGGCGCCAACCGUCAUUGAGUUCGAUGGUGUCUACUACUGCUACUACAGCGUAAGCAAAGCUGGCUGCCGCGACAGUGCUGUCGGUGUGGCAACAUCUAAUUCCCCCGGUCCCGGGAAUUGGUACGAUCAUGGCGCUGUUGUGCAAACAGGAACGGGCAACGGGUCAGAUGUUGCGCCGUACACGAUCUCGAACGCCAUUGAUCCCAGCGCCUUGAUUCUUCCCAAUGGAGAUGCCUAUCUUACAUUUGGUAGCUACUGGACUGGAAUCUACCAGGUUCCUCUCGCAACGGACUUGCUAUCGCCUCUCAGCACUACUGAGCCAGAUGCUCGUCACCUCGCCUAUGAGCCCAAUGUCAUCAGCACACCUAACCGAAUGGCCAAUUCGCUGUGUGGUGACCCAACUGGACCACAUGCAAUUGAAGGUGCAUUUAUCUCUUACCAUGAUGGAUACUACUACUUGUGGUUCAGCCAUGGAAACUGCUGCAAUCUUAAUAUUAACAAGUUACCCGACCCUGGAAAAGAAUAUAGCAUUCGUGUUGGGCGAUCUCAGAACCCCCGUGGUCCUUUCAUCGACAAAUCUGGGAAAGAUCUUGUCAAUGGAGGUGGUACUGUUAUAUAUGGCUCCAAUGGGGAGACCUAUGCUCCUGGCGGCCAAGGCGUUCUUCGUGACGGUGAUACAGAUAUUCUUUACUAUCACUACCAAAACAAGACAAUUGGAGUUGCAUUCUCGGAUGCCUUCCUUGGUUACAGUCCAUUGAAAUAUGUCGACGGGUGGCCCGUUGCGCAACCAUAA